Molecule: messenger RNA, 2073 nt
Organism: Trypanosoma theileri
Lineage: Eukaryota; Euglenozoa; Kinetoplastea; Trypanosomatida; Trypanosomatidae
Product: putative protein kintoun-like
Exons: 1
Coding region: 1-2073 (690 amino acids)
Cellular component (GO): cytoplasm
Source: RefSeq, a predicted model, not a curated record
AUGCCACUAGAAACUGUUAAUUUUGCCAAUAAAGGAAAGAAGGAUGCCGAAAAGUUCACUCCUACUCCUGAGGAGCUGCGAACUAUUCAAGAGAAGAUGAAAGAUCCAAAGUUUGUGCAGCUCUUUCAUGAAUAUAUGAAGUCUAUGGAAGACCCGGAGACACGACGCGAAGAGGAGGCGUACUUACAGCAAGUGGAGCGUGAAGCUAAAGAAGGUGGUGACUACAGUUUUGACUUUGUAUUUCCCACUCCCGGAUUUGUUGUGGAAUUACUGGAGCCAUCAACAUCGUAUCGUGUCUCUCAACGGUCGCGUAGUUCGGAGAACGAUAAAAAAGGGAAAAAUCAGCGGAAUAGUCCCCGCGUUUUUGUUAAUAUGUGUAGUAGUGAAAAAAUAGAUCCCUUUAAAGAGGAAACGGCAACUGAUAAUCAGAUGAGCAACUGGCAUGUACCAGUAUCUAUUUCAAAACCGAGAACAGAGAUAUUCUCUGAAGAAGUCGCAUUAUCCGGAAAUGAGAAGGGGAAAAGUGAUGAUAAUGAUGAUGAUGAUGAUAAAAAAGAGUCCGUAAUGGUUUACGAUGCCGUGUUUCAUCCACGUACGCUGCAACUUGCAGACCGUAGCGACCGUUUUUGUUGUUUCCUUGUAAAUAUAGCUGUUGAACAUAUUAACACUGGCUAUGGGGAUCGUCAUGGGUUUGAAUUCCGCCGCCUUUCGAGUCGUAUACGUUCAGUAGGAACACCACAGAACCAAACAAUCACUCGAAAAGAUGGUAAAUCACCAUUUGAAAUCUCAAAAAAUGAGCCGGCACUUAAAGGUCCAACAAAAGUACUCUCUUCAUCAAAAUCUGAUGAUCAACGAGAAACUCAAACUACUUCUUCUUACAUCAAAGAGAAAUCUGAUAAGAAAUCAGAAAGAAAUCCAGUAUCUAACUUGAGUGUAAAUUCAAAAACGAAUGAGGUAAGUGGGGAAAAUUUACCAAAAUAUAGCAUUGUUCACCGAGGUCAUAUGGAUCUCACUGAUGCUUGGGGUUGGAAAGUUGUGGAUCGUCGUGUUGGUAUACCAGAAUUUCUCGUUGUCAAGAUGGAGUUUGUCGGUGUACAAUCUGCAGGAGAUCUAAGCAUUGAAGUGGAAGGCGCCUACGUUACCAUUGCAAAAAGCGAUACACAUCCCUAUCAUGGGAUAGUAAUACUACCCUUUUCAGUCGAUGCCACACCAGAAGAGGCAAAGUUUGAACGGCGUAAAGGUUUAUUGACGUUAGUACUACGAGUUGUGCCACCUGCUCCAACUGGGAUUACAGCUGCAGAAAUGCGGCAACAAUUAGUUGGGGAUACCGAUCAGACUUCUGACCUUAAAGAGAAAAUUAUCCCUUUACGUUCUGAAGAAGUCGUUCUCCCUUCUUCAGUGGAUUGUAGUGAACCAAAAGUAGUAACGCCAAGUGAAACAAAUACUUCUUUAGAGCCACGUUCUGAACAAGAGAAGGACUUGCAAUCACCUGAAAAAGAAAAUGAAAAAAUUAUUUCUGAACCUCAGUUUUCUUGCAUUAAAGACCAAGACCGGGUUCGUCUGAUGAUGGAAAAAGUACAAGCAGCAAGACUUGAGCGUGAAAAAGCUGCUGCAGAUGCUAAUAGGGAUCAAAAAGAGGCUAAAGAAGAAAAAGAAACAGAAGUAGCUACCACAGUAGACAGCGUGAAAAAUGAUGACCAUAAAGUAGACUUUGUUGAUCCCUCUCAUGCCCAAGAGGAAGAAUCAAAUAAAGCAACUACAACUACAAUAACUAGCGCUAAUGAUGUAACUCCUUCGGAGGAAACUGUAGAUUUAGUAAAGGAUACGGAAGAGUUAAAGAUGCUGCAACAAAGACAGGAUGCUUGGAGAAAAGAUGUCCAAGAACGUUUGGAGGAACGGGAAGAGAAUGAACGCCAGACGGCUCUCAAAGCUGAACGUGAGACACGUCGUGAGGCGGAACGUUUACGGAAACGUGCUGAUAUUGCAAAACUUCAAGAGGAAGCAGAAGUCAAGCUUCGAGAACGAAUGGCUGAAUUACCCUUGAGUAACCGGUACAUUUUUGCAAUUGAUUAA